AUGGAAAAGCAACAUCCCAGUGAUUUCGACUAUGACAGCUAUUCUCUGCCCUCAGCGGCAACCCACAUUCGCCUAAUCGAACUACUUCCUACAAAUCCAGCCACAACAUCCGAAUCAGCCGACCAUCACUUCUCUAAUCAUCUUUCGUGUCAUCUCACUAUCACGCCAAUAUCCGAACCAAAGGCCUACAAAGCAGUCUCAUAUACUUGGGGCACAUCUGAGAGGACAUGCUCCCUCGAUAUUUCGGGGACCAAGUUGCCCAUCACUCCCGCUCUUGACACCGCCCUUCGACACCUCAGAAGACGAGAUGAGCCUAUGGUUCUAUGGGUCGAUCAGAUCUGUAUCGAUCAAAGCAAUCAUGCUGAGAAAGCAGAUCAAGUGCUCCUCAUGUCCGACGUCUACACCAAAGCCGAGCAAGUGUUGAUCUGGCUUGGGCCCGAGGCAGACAGAUCUGAUGAGUUGAUGGAUCUAUGGCAGGAAGUUGGGCAACGAGCACUGGACCUAGGAAUUCAAGACUAUUUUACGAGAGAGCAUCUGCCUUUGCUGCAAGACAUAAUCAAGGAUCCCGAGUUCGAUCAUCCUCUUACACAAGGCUAUCACGAGCUUGUAGACUUGGCGCGGCCACGAUUCGAACAUCUGUUGCAGGCAACGGUUGACUGGAACGACAGGUUCUGGUUCCGUCGAGUCUGGACAGUUCAGGAGCUUUGCCUCUGCCAGGACACGGUGUUUAUCUGCGGCUACAAAGUAGUCCAGGUAGAGCUCGUUCGAUUAGCUUGCAACAUCCUGUCAGCAGCGAUAAGUCAGUUGGUACGAAGUCAUCCAGAUUCAGACGCCAAGUUUCGGGAACUCGCGUACACAGCAUUGAGCCAACGUGCUAGGCCUCUCCUCAGCAUACGACACCGCAGGCAAGAAUUCAACAAGGGCCUCGGAGAAGGGGACGAGCUACUUCACCUAUUCCAAAAGCUGUUCGUCAAUAGCGACACGAUGGCGACCAGAAACCGAGACCGCAUCUAUGGGUUGCUGGGUCUGGCUGUUGACGCGGGAAGUCUUGCCAUCAAGCCAGACUACGCUUCUGAAGACGCAUCGCCCAUUUUCACCGAAGUGGCCCGGAAAGUGAUUCAGAACGGGCGAGUAGAGCUGUUGUCGUUCUCGCAGAUUCCAAGAGAACAUGACCUGGAGCAUCUCCCGUCUUGGGUGCCUGACUGGAGACCAAAUCUUGAAGCCUCUUUCUACACCAUUUACGAGAGUGGCGAGGACCACCUUUUGGCUGCUUCAGGGGAUACCAAGGUUUGCCUUGAGCAGGUACAAGAUCCCAAUAUCUUGGCUAUCAGGGGGUACCUGGUUGAUACAAUUGAGGAAGUAGGCGAGAGAUGGCAUUCGUCCAAUUCACACGCCCUGUGUCAAGCUCAUCUAUCCCGCAUCGUGGACUUCUGCGCCAAAUCGACUACCAAGAAGGAGCCUAUAUACGACAAUGACGAACGACGGGCCGAGGCAGUUUGGCGAGUGCCCGUUGGAGACUUGUACUGGACCAAGGAUACGCCAAACGCUCGCGCUAGCCGUCCACUCGCAAGCGACGAGUAUCUCGACUGUCUUUUCAUACUUGAGCUACUGGAAUCAUGGCCAAACAUGACCCCCGAGGAGCGAACUGCACGUUUUCCAGAGCUUGAGGCACGGAGGUUCCCAUCUGGCUCGUAUAGGGGCAACAUGGCUGCCAUGGAUGGGAAGAAGCCGUACCUGACACGAAAGGGAUAUGUUGGUAUGUGCCCAAGUCACGCAGUUGAGGGAGAUCAAGUUGUUAUCUUCAUGGGAGGGAGGAUCCCGUUUGUGUUGCGGCCAUUGGAAGGGAGGGAAGAGUUUACGUUUGUGGGUGAGGCAUAUUGCGACGGGGUCAUGGACGGUGAGAUUCUAGAGAGAGCGGAUGAAAGAUUGUUUUUGAUUCGAUAG
Molecule: messenger RNA, 1944 nt
Organism: Fusarium keratoplasticum
Lineage: Eukaryota; Fungi; Ascomycota; Sordariomycetes; Hypocreales; Nectriaceae
Product: HET domain-containing protein
Exons: 1
Coding region: 1-1944 (647 amino acids)
Source: RefSeq, a predicted model, not a curated record